Messenger RNA from Sarcophilus harrisii (Tasmanian devil), 3005 nucleotides. Its product is annotated as bifunctional epoxide hydrolase 2-like. Gene Ontology annotation, cellular component: peroxisome. The transcript has 15 exons. Lineage: Eukaryota; Metazoa; Chordata; Mammalia; Dasyuromorphia; Dasyuridae. Gene Ontology annotation, biological process: cholesterol homeostasis; phospholipid dephosphorylation. The record is from RefSeq and is a predicted model, not a curated record. Gene Ontology annotation, molecular function: lipid phosphatase activity; magnesium ion binding.
AUGGUGCUCAAUGCAGCCUCCAAAACUGAGAUGUACAAAGUAUGGAUUGAUUCUCUGCUGCUUAUGCUUAACGCCAAAAAACCUAUCAGGAUUGAUAAUGAGAUUGCCACAUGCAUUGCCAGAGCUAGCUCAGUGUUUGAGAAGGUCCUAAAGGAAAGUGUGGAAGAGGAGAGAUAUCAGACUGACUACCAAACUGAAGGUCUAAAACUUCUUUCUAAAACUGAAGAAAACACUGAGAAAAUUUAUCAAAGGAGACCAAGAGCUUCUCUUUCAGCAUACAUUCUGUGCUUUCAGUUUCUCCACCAACAUGUGGUGCGACUUAUUGCAAUCCAGCCAAGCAAUGUUGCCCAUGGAUAUGUCGAAGUUAAGCCUGGUGUCCAGUUGCAUUUCGUGGAGAUGGGCUCUGGGCCUGUUGUGCUUCUCUGCCAUGGCUUUCCUGAAAGCUAGUUCUCUUGGAGAUAUCAGAUCCCAGCUCUAGCAGAAGCAGGCUACCGGGUUAUUGUUCCAGAUAUGAAAGGCUAUGGCGAUUCUUCUGCCCCCUAUGAAAUCGAAGAAUAUUCACAGAAAGUCAUAUGUAAGGAAAUGAUUACAUUCCUGGAUAAGUUGGGCAUUUCUUAAGAAGUGUUUAUUGGCCAUUACUGGGGUGGUACUAUGGUGUGGAACAUGGCUCUCUUCUAUCCAGAGAGAGUAAGGGCAGUGGCCAGUUUGAAUUCACCCUUCCGUCCAGCAGACCCAGCUGUGCCUUUUAUACAGAAGAUAAAAUCCUACCCAGUCUUUCAUUACCAGCUCUACUUCCAAGAACCAGGAGUGGCAGAGGCUGAAUUGGAGAAGGAUCUCACCCAGACAUUUAAAUUAACUUUCAGAGCAAGUGAUGAGAAAAAGGUAUAUAUGUAUAUUGAGUGUCUUUCUUCUAUAGGAAUUUUGAAAAAAUCUGAGAAUCCCCCUCGGAGCUGGAUGGUAACAGAGGAGGAGAUUGAAUUCUAUGUGCAGCAAUUCAAGAAAUCUGGGUUCAGAGGUCCCUUAAAUUGGUAUCGGAACUUGGAUGCAAAUUGGCGGUGGGGUUGCACUGGAGUCAGAAGGAAGAUCUUGAUUCCAGCCCUGAUAGUCAUAGCUGAGAAAGACAUGCUUUUACUUCCAGAAUUUUCUAAGAACAUGGAAAAAUGGAUCCCCAACCUGAAACGGAGAAAUAUUGAGAAUUGUGGACAGUGGAUUCAGAUAGAAAAGCCAAAAGAAGUGAAUCAGAUCCUCAUUGAGUGGCUGAAAGAUGUGGCCAAGAAUCCUGUUGAACUCUAUGCUCUGAUGUUGAGUAUGUGUGUGUUGGGGGGGGGGGGAAUCCUUUGAAUACCUCUGUUAUUUCAUAGGGAAAGAAUAUUCUUAUUAAAUGAUAGCUUUCUCUUCCAUCCACUCCCUUUAACCAACAGUAUUAUAUUAAGGCUGAUGCACCAGAAAGGCAAUAGUGCUUCCUUCUCUUCUUCCUACAGAAACACCAACCUCUGUAAGUAGGAAGGAGUAGGAGCUGCCCUACUAGAGAUUCAACUAGCCAGUUGAGCAAACACAAAACUUUUUUUUCCCUCUGCUUUCUUUUCUUUUCUUCUUUUCUUUCUCUGUGGACAGAGGGAAUUUAUCCUCACCUGUGAGUUCUCUGGCCAAAAGAAUAUAAGAUUUGAGCACUGAGAUUUUGCAAGAUAUUUUUAGGUUUAUGGACAAGGAUUGACUGACCAACAAUGGAUCACAGGUCAAGUCUCAGUUGGUCAUUUUGCCUUGAUUGAUUCAAGGUGAAUGUAAAUAAUAAUUGUUUCUGUUUUGACCAGAAAUCCUGAGGUUCUUCUUUCAUAUUGAUUUUUUUGGUACUAGGUAAAAGAGGCCAUUCUCUGCCUCAUUUCUGACCUAGAUUAGUGACUGAACGGGUCUUGCCUCUGUCACAAUGAAGCCUGUUAAAGUCUUUAGCUUAAAAUGGCGAAUUCUCCCUCUGCAUUCAAUUUCCAAUCUUCCUGAUCUGUAUCUCCUCAUUGGACCCAAUUGGCUUCAGGGGAGAAAAUAAGACUGGUGACUUUGCAUAGAUCUCCUUCAUACCAAUCCAAUUCACUUGCAUGUCAUGGCAUCACCUCCCUGAUAUCAUGGACCUCUGAGAAUAAAGGACGAAUAACAACAACUAUAGGACACACUACAAUUAAGGGUUUCAGUUCUGAAAAAAAAGAAAAAAGGGAAAUGAGCCCACCCAUGCUUUCUUGGUGCAUUUGAUGUUCAUAUUUACUGAGCAAAAAUAGAAAGCAACUUGAAUCAUUCCCAUGGAUAUUUUCUUCCUUGUGAUAACCAUUAGAAUAGGCCAUAGUUAUGAAAUAAUAGUGAUUUAAUUUAAGUAAUGGGACUGGGAAAGAAUAAUCAUUACCAACUGGCUCAGAAAUCAGAAGGUCCCGAGUUCAGUUGCAGUUCAAUCACAUAGUAAAUGAAUGGGUUUGGCAACCUAUCCAAGUUUUCUGAACCUUAUCCAUCCACUGAGAGUUGAAUUAGAUAAUCUCUCUAGUCUCUUCAAUCUCUAGUAUGAAUAUAUCGAUCAGAAAAUUUAAAAUGGGGCAAAUUUUUCAAGAUAAAGAAACAGCUAAAUGAGUAAAGUCUCCUGAUUAUUCUUGAGGUGUAAAAUGGGGGAAGUAAAACUGGUGUUUCUACUUUGAAUGUUAAAUAGUAUUGCAAAUUAAUUUGUUAAUCAUGAUUGUGACUACAAUAAAAAAAAAUUGUAAAAGACACAAUGACAUUGGGUUUACUUCAUUUAGGAGGUAAGUAGAUGAUAUCUUGGAAUGAAAUCAAUGAUGAUAGACCCAACGGCAGAACAGAUAUUUUCUGUGAAUCUGGGUUAAAGGAGAACCCUAUGGGCUGCAGGUUUUGGUUAUGGGAAAGCAGAAAACAAGUGGAAUGCAAAGGAGAAAACUUGCAGACUCUGGAAUUCAUGUCAAGCAAAAGGAAGUCAUCUCAAUUUUCAUCAGAGGUUGGUCUGGCAUUACUCAGAA